Molecule: messenger RNA, 999 nt
Organism: Striga asiatica
Lineage: Eukaryota; Viridiplantae; Streptophyta; Magnoliopsida; Lamiales; Orobanchaceae
Source: the annotation of a GenBank genome assembly
UUUAUAUCCUCACAGGCUCACACACACACACACACUCCAUUAAAGAUUAAACCAUUUUUAAUAAAAGUACAUUCAUUUUACAUACAGUCCAAGAAACUCACAAUCUCAGUGACCCUCUACAGGCUCAACCCCAGAAAAAUACAAUUUCCAUUUUUUAUUUUUCUUUUUCUUUCUUCACAAAAUGCCAACUUCAGAUUCAUAUCUAAGGCAGCUGAGCAGCAAAGGGGUUUGGAAAUCCUCUUCCAAGAGAUGGGCUGAGUCUGAUGGUAGAGGUUGUGGGCCCAACCUGGGCCAAAUAGAUGGGCUGAAAAACAUUUGUGGAGUUGAAAAAGGUAGCACCUCUGGUGUGAAGAAGAGGGUCAUGGUGGUUUUGGAUCAGCCUUCACACUCCAAGCAUGCUAUGAUGUGGGCCCUCACUCAUGUGGCCCACAAUGGUGACAUUUUCACUCUACUCCAAAUUGUUUCUCACUCUAAAUGUAAUAAGGGCACAGAUGAUUUUUCCUCUCAAUGUCUUGUAGCCUCACUGGGCUCACUCUGUAAGGCCUGCAAGCCAGAGGUUGAAGUUGAAGCAUUAGUCAUCCAUGGACCAAAAAUGGCUACAAUUAUGAGCCAAGUGAAGAAAUUGGAGGUCUCUGUAUUGGUCCUAGGUCAAAAGAAAAUAUCUCCAUUUCUCAAUUGCCUGUUUAUUGGGAGGAGCACAGAGGAAUUUGUGGAAGAAUGUAUCAACAGUUUGGAGUGUUUGACAAUUGGAGUUAGGAAGCAGAGCAAAGGAGUCAAUGGGUACCUCAUUAGCACAAAAUGGCACAAGAACUUUUGGCUCCUGGCUUAGAUUUUGAUCAAUUUGAAGUAGGAAUAGGAAAAUAAUUACAAUGUAGAAAAUAAUUUGUAGUAACAGUCUUGUAUUUCUAAAUUAUCAAUCCUCAUGAACAAGAGAGCACUUUAGAUAUUUCACAAUCAAUUAUUAUUACAAGCUAGAUCUAGCAAAGUGCUUAUGAGUGU